Messenger RNA from Anastrepha obliqua, 4053 nucleotides. It is a transcript of the gene Hil, whose product is annotated as hillarin. NCBI's taxonomy places the organism in Eukaryota, Metazoa, Arthropoda, Insecta, Diptera, Tephritidae. The transcript has 12 exons. The record is from RefSeq and is a predicted model, not a curated record. The coding region runs from base 1454 to 3886 and encodes 810 amino acids.
UGAACCUCGCGAAGCGGAUAAAUGGAAAACGGUGUGCACUGAAUAGCUAAAUAGCAAAAGUGUGUUGUGUCAUUGUGGUGUUUUAAUUGUUUCAAUUACGAGUAUUGUCCAUAAAAAACAAGUUUAUUUUUUCGAUUUCGUAUGCUGAACUUGUUGUGCCACGGUUGGGUCAUCCGGUGAACAUGCGCGCUAGUGAUGAAUGUGCGAAUGUGCGAAGAUUCCUCAUCCCAUUGAUAAUCUUCACACAAACACAUACGCAACCGAUAUGCAUAAAUACAUGGGCAGCAAUGCACUUGUGCAACAAAGAGAAGCAAGACAACGAAUAGUGUAAAAAGCAAUAAAAAUAACUAGGCGGAAAAUAAUAAGCCAAACCGAACAGAAAACUCGAAAAGAGUUGCUCUUCUUCUGUGAAUUAUUAAUGUUGGGAUAGUGACUGGUAUGCAUGAAAUACAUACAUACGUACAUACACACACAUAUAUAUGUAUGGAUGGAUGUAGAUAAAAUAAAGAGCCGAGUAAAUUAUAAGCAGCAACAAAUGCUGAACGGUUAAAGUUGAGUUGCCGCGAAAUUGUUGGCUGGCAUUGAUGCUGCCGCUACUCUCACCGGUGGGGCCAAAAGAUAACGCGAGAUACCACCCUAAAGAGCUGAAUUCAACAUACGAACUCAUAACCGCAUUGACUCCCGAACUCAUUCACUCACAUACGCGUUUGUGUAAUUGUGCAUACACAAAUACGUAUUUACGUGCGUAUCCAUACAUCAGGCUGAGGAGUCGGCGUACAAAAGUGAAAGAUCACAGCGAAUUUGCACUUGUUAUUAUUUCGAAUUUGUAUGGUAUCGGUUAAUGUUUCAGUGGUUAUUGCACUUGAAGUUGUUGAUUUUUUUCAUUGCUGAAAUUAAGUGUACAGUUUAUUGUUGACAAUUACUCAGCUCUGCUGCCGAUUUCAUCUACAGUUUUUCACAUAGCGGCCUUCCUAAUUGUGAUUAAUUAAAGAGAGUUGUGGCGUGCCACAUUACGUUGACAUGCAACAUUGGAAGGCGAGUCACGCAAACGUCAUUUAAAACAUUUCAUUUAAAAUAAAACAAGAGAAACGUGUACAAAUGUACCAUCUCAAGCCAGCUCAAUCAGCGAAUCAAUCAAAGAUUUUCAAUGAGACCCUCACAUCACAACGAGGCGCCAGCUAAGUCAGUUAUACCAACAAAAAAACUAAAAACAAUACCAACAGCAUUAAUGCAUAUAAGCUGAACUGAUGAAAGAAAUAUUCAAACAAAAUUCUAGUGAGAAGAAAUCAACGCCAAAAGCUACUACAAGCAGUGAAAGCCGCAAUUGCAGUCGAAGAGUUUUAUAAAAAUCAUUGCCACAGCAGUAUCGAUUUGCUGUCGACGGGCUUUAUGUAUGAAUGUGUGUAUCUAAGAAUAAAAGAGAUUUCUUUCAAAUCGAAAACGAGUCAGAAAAAUGUACCGCCCGAACUUCUAUGAAUCAACGUGCCUGCGGUGCAAUGAAAUCGUCUAUCAAGUUGAUCGAGUGGGCCCCCUCAAGGACUUCACAUUUUUCCACUCUGGCUGCUUUAAAUGCGUACAUUGUGGCACCAAGUUGACACUUAAAACAUAUUUCAAUAAUCAGCACAAGCAGGACGACAAGGAGGUUUACUGUAGUUCACAUGUACCAAAGAGUGGACCUGGCCAUUUGGAUCAAACAUCAGUGGGUAUAAGACAGGCUUUAAAUGCGCCACGCACCAACAAAUACGUCAAUGAGCAAAUCCGCGGAACACGCAACGAAGUUGACGGUGGAUUAGGUUCACGUCAAUCGACACCAAAUGGUUAUGGCAGCCGUGAUGUCAGCUCACCGUCACAAAACGAUUCCGAUUAUAAAUACGGUCGAUUCGAUGCGAGCGCAUUGCAUAUCGCGCACGCGCUCAAGCAAACAGAAAUACAAAAGGCUUAUAAUAAGAUGAGAGAAAAGCCAAUAGAUUUCUAUUUGGCACGCGAGGAGCAAGCACAUCUUGAGAUGAAACAUCGCAAGGAGGAAGAUGAUUUAUACCGAAAAUUUGCACGUAAACGGGAGGAGGAGGAUCGUAAAAUACAAUCCGAAUUCCAAGACGAAUGGGAGCGCGAGCUGCAGCGUCUCACACACAAGUUCGAAAAGGAACUAUCCACUUCGCGACGCAAUCGCGAUGAACAGAAUAUGCUGACGCUACGGCACGAACAGCAAAAGGAAGAUCUAGAAAAGAAUAUGACACUGCGACGCAGUAAAAAGAAAGAAAGUAUUACACGAAAAAUGCUGGAACACGAGAGAUAUGAAACAGCUGCAUUGGUAGAUCGUCAAUCGAGUGAAAUGUUGGAGUUGAUCAGUGCGCGUCGUUCGGAAUAUAUGCAAAAUGAGAGCAUAUUUCUAGAUGAUGAAUUUGACGAAGGAGCCGUCCCCCUAGAAUAUCCCAUGGUGGCACCAGUACCAGCUCCUCCUGCUGUUAGCAAAUUCCAAAUAUAUACCGAUCCCAUUGAAUUCGAAGAUGUCGACCGCAUUGCAAUAUCGGUGGCUCAAGAGGAUCAGAAGACUUUUACGGACUUGGUACGACAGCUAGUCGGUCGUUGCACCACAGACAUUGAAAAAGCUCGAACGAUUUUCCGUUGGAUAACUGUUAAAAACUUAAAUGCAAUGCAUUUCGAUGAUGACUUGCGUGGGGAUACGCCAAUGGGCUUACUGCGGGGUAUCAAAUACGGCACAGAAAGCUACCAUGUACUGUUUAAGCGUCUCUGCAGCUACGCCGGUCUGCACUGUGUAGUGAUCAAAGGCUAUUCGAAAAGUGCGGGAUACCAGCCAGGUGUCAAAUUCCAGGAUUCUCGAUUCCGCAACUCUUGGAAUGCUGUAUACGUGGCAGGAGCAUGGCGCUUCGUCCAAUGUAAUUGGGGCGCUCGACAUUUGGUCAACGCAAAGGAAGCGCCCAAGACCGGUCGUGGGAAGAACGACAGCUUAAGAUAUGAAUAUGAUGAUCACUAUUUCCUGACGGAUCCACGAGAAUUCAUCUACGAAUUUUUCCCCCUACAAGAAGAGUGGCAACUACUUAAAAGACCCAUAACUUUGCGGGAAUUCGAAAAUCUACCAUUUGUGCGUUCACUUUUCUUCCGCUACGGAUUACACUUCGCGGAUGAGGGCUAUGGAGCCGUAGUUUUCACUGAUGACACGGGUGCAGCCACUGUUCGUAUUGCUAUGCCUACCGAUAUGCAGAGCUGCCUGAUUUUUCACUACAAUCUGAAGUUUUACGACAGCGACGAGGACUCUUACGACGGUGUGUCUCUAAAGCGUUUUGUUAUGCAAUCGGUCAUUGGAAAUAUUGUAGCCUUUCGUGUUCAUGCGCCAUGUUCCGGUGCCUUUCUUCUGGACAUCUUUGCUAAUGCAGUUACGCCCCAAGAAUAUCUAACAGGCGAACCUAUGAAAUUUAAAUCUGUUUGUAAAUUUAAGAUAUGCUGUGAAGAAUUACAAACAGUGAUGGUACCAUUGCCGGAUUGCGCAAGCGGGGAAUGGGGGCCAACCAAAGCGACGCGGCUUUUUGGAUUAAUACCAAUAACUCACCAGGAUCCACUUAUAUUUGCCGGGCGAGGUUUGGACCUUCAGUUUCGCAUGUCACGUCCACUGACAGAUUUUAUGGCGACACUGCACAAGAACGGAAUUGAAGAGAAGAAACUCUCUAAGUACGUGACGCACAGCACCUUGGAUGACAUUGUGACAUUCAUAAUAAACUUUCCCGAAGAGGGUCAAUAUGGCUUGGAUAUCUACACCCGAGAAGCUGGAGCCAUGGCUGCACAUCAUAGCAACUCUUCAUCGUCCGGCGAAAAGCAUCUACUCACGCACUGCUGUAAAUACCUAAUCAAUUCAUCGAAGCGAAACUAAAUGCGCAUUAAUACAUAUGCAAUACUUAUUUAUGAUUGUAUGCAAUGUUGUUACAAUAAUUUUAGUGUAAAUGUGAGAAUUACCAAUUAGCCCUAAGAGUUUUCUAUGAUUAACACCAAUUGUUUUUAAACUUAAUUCUAUGCAUAUUAAUAUAUUAUACAUUUUAA